Micromonas commoda is the source of this 1401-nucleotide messenger RNA. RefSeq lists its product with no specific name. Bases 1 to 1401 code for a protein of 466 amino acids. The transcript has a single exon. The record is from RefSeq and is a predicted model, not a curated record. Lineage: Eukaryota; Viridiplantae; Chlorophyta; Mamiellophyceae; Mamiellales; Mamiellaceae.
AUGGCGGCGCAGAUCCGAGCGGCCACGGCGACGGGCAUCGCACACGCGCGACGCAGGCGGAUGCCAUCGAGAUGUGCUCGCGCGUUCAGAGCCGCCGCGUCGGGUUCCAUCAGCGGGGCGCGAUCCGAGUCCGACGAGAGGACAGAUGCGGUUCGCGCGCGAUUGAUGCGCGAACUCGCGCGGGGCCGAACCGGGUCGGUCCCACGCGUGAUGGGUCCGAUCGUCUCGGAGCCCCGGCCGGACGACGGCGUCGUCAUCGAUCGCCUCACGCUCGCGCCGGAGUCCCGGAACGAGGGGUUGGAGCACGCCGUGCCGGUCGCGGUCGUCAGGCCCCACGGGGACUGGGACGACGCGCUCCCGGUCGUCGCGUUCCUGCACGGCACCGGCGGUGACACCGAGGGCUUGAUGCCGCAAUUGAUGUCGAUCGCCGCGCGCGGGUACGUCGCCGUCGGAGUGGACGCGCCCUGCCACGGCAGGCGCCUCGAACCGGGGUCCGCCGCGCAUGUUGCCGACGGGGACGACGACGAGCGGAGUCACCAUCCGUCGAAGUCAUCCGCGGGGGCGCCGGCGGCUGAGGGGCUGGGGCACGGCUCCGGAAACUCGCGCGAGCGCACGUUCGAGCGGUACGGCGCCGCGCUCGUCGCCGCGUGGCGGCGCGGGAACAUCGAGGGCGAGAACGGGACGGGAAGCGGGGGGAACGAAGGGAGUCGCCGGGGCGACGCUCGGCCGUUUUUGUUUGACGGCGCGUGGGACGCGCUCAGAGCGCUUCGGUUCGUGACGCGAGGCGACGAGUACGGCGAUCUGACCGAUCCCUCCAGGGUCGGGAUCGGGGGUAUAUCGCUCGGGGGCAUGUACGCGUGGCUGGCGGGCGCGGCGGACCCGGGGCUGGUCACCGGCGCGGUCGCCCCCAUCGUCGGCGUUCAGCACUUUGCGUGGGGUUUGCUGAACGAUUCUUGGAGGGCGAGGGCGGAUUCGCUCCCGCCCGCGCUGUUCGCCGCCGCGGCCGAGGAGCUCGUGGGGGAUCCGUCCGCGGUGGACGCGGGGAUCGUCGGGGCGGUGUACCGCAGGAUAUGCCCGGGUCUCAUCGACGAGCUGGACGGCCCGGCGACUCUGCCGUUGAUCUCGCCCCGACCGCUCUUGGUCGUCAACGGCGAGCUCGACCCUCGGUGCCCUUUCCCCGGACUGAUGAACGCCGUGACCGAGACCAGGGCGGCGUACGCUUCCGUCGGUAAGACGUCGCUGUUUCGGACCCUGGUUCAGAGGCGGACGCCGCACCGGUGCACGCCCGAGAUGGUGGACGUCGUGAACCGAUGGUUCGACGAGACCCUUCGGCCCGCGAGGCCCGACGUCGCGCUGCCCACUCGCGGACACCUGGACCCGAACACGUGGAUCGAGCUCUGA